AUGUCAGUAAUACUUCAAUUUGAUUUUGAAUAUCCAUCACAUUUAUUGGGAGAUGUAUUGGUUCAAAAUGCUACACCACUUGCAGAGAGUAUCAAUAAGGAACCAGGAUUCAUUUCAAAGAUAUGGACAGAGAAUACAAAGACUGGUGAAGCAGGUGGAUUAUAUUUGUUUGAUAAUGAAGACAAUGCCAACAAAUAUCUUGCCAUGCAUGUUGAACGUGCCAAGAGUAUGGGUGCUCAAAACAUCCGUCAUAAAAUAUUCUACAUCAAUUCUACUCUCACCAAACUAACUCAUGGUGAUAAUAUGAAUAGAUUUAAUAAUAAUAAUAAUAAUAAUGUUAAUCAAUCAACAUCAUCUACAUCUACAACGACAACUACAACUACAAAGACAAAUACUAUUGCACCAUCACAUGCAUUACUUGGAUUGGCUGGUGCGAUGUCAAGAGUUGUAGAAUCAUCUAUUAUGUUUCCAUUGGAUACGAUCAAGACAAAGAUACAAUUCCAUGCUCAUACAACUGUCAAUGAACAACUAAAUAAGACUACAGCGGCGUCGGCAGAUGCUGCAUCAAAGAAUCGUCGAUUUGAUAAAGGAUUUUGGACACCUUUUAGUAGUAUUGUAAAGACUGAAGGAAUAAGAGGAUUAUAUCGUGGAUUCAUGCCACAUCUUUUAUAUGUUAUACCAUCUGCAUCUAUAUCAUUUGUAUGUUAUGAAUCAAUAUCAAAAUAUUAUCGUCAUUCUUCUUCUACUACUACUACAAAAGGUGAAGAAGAAGAGAUAAAUAAACAUUCAGUAUUGGUACCAUUGUUUGGAAUGACGAUUGCUAGAUUAUCUGGAUCAAUUAUUAGAACACCAUUUGAUAUCAUCAAGAUGAGAUUACAAGUAUCACAUGAUGUUCAAGUACAACAACAACAGCAACAACAGCAACAACAACAAAAGAUGACAAAUGGUGGUACGAUGAAACCAAACCAUCGAAUUGUAUCUGUAUCAUAUGGUCAGACACCGAUGGAAACCUUUACAGAGAUUGUCAAAAAGUCUGGUUAUGUGACGAUACUUAGGGACCUUCCAUUUAGUGCCAUCUACUUUAUCACCUAUGAUAUGACUAAAAACAUGUUGCUCAAGAAAAAUGGCGGGCAGGCCAACCCUCUAGUCUAUGUAUUGUCUGGAUCAAUCGCUGGAUCCACUGCAACUCUCUUUACCAUUCCAAUCGAUGUCAUUAAAACUAAACUUCAAACUCAAGAUAACUUACCAAAGCAAAAGAGAUUAAGUGGUGUUGUGAAUGGGUUAAAAUCAAUCUUUAAAAGUGAAGGUGUUAGAGGAUUAACAAAAAUGAUACACAUUGUACCAUCAGCUUCAAUAUCAUUUGCCAGUUAUGAGUACUUUAAAAUCUUAUUGACUCAACAACAACAACAACAACAACAACAACAACAACAACAACAACAACAACAACAGCAACAAUAA
Molecule: messenger RNA, 1458 nt
Organism: Cavenderia fasciculata
Lineage: Eukaryota; Evosea; Eumycetozoa; Acytosteliales; Cavenderiaceae
Gene: mcfU
Product: mitochondrial substrate carrier family protein
Exons: 6
Coding region: 1-1458 (485 amino acids)
Biological process (GO): transport
Molecular function (GO): transmembrane transporter activity
Source: RefSeq, a predicted model, not a curated record